Messenger RNA from Glossina fuscipes, 1389 nucleotides. Its product is annotated as putative gustatory receptor 28b. Gene Ontology annotation, cellular component: membrane; axon; neuronal cell body. Gene Ontology annotation, biological process: sensory perception of taste. The coding region runs from base 1 to 1389 and encodes 462 amino acids. The transcript is spliced from 4 exons. The record is from RefSeq and is a predicted model, not a curated record. NCBI's taxonomy places the organism in Eukaryota, Metazoa, Arthropoda, Insecta, Diptera, Glossinidae.
AUGGAUGUUGAAAAUCAAAAUAAUUUACCAUUAGCGCGACCGUAUCGCAGUCGUUGGCGUAGUCUGUUUUCUGCUAAAGGAUUAUACGAAUCGUUACAACCAUUAUUUCUAUUGCUUUACUGGCAUGGCUUGAUGGUGUAUUCAAUUAAAGCGAACGCUGAUGGAAAGAAAGAAUUGCGACAUUCGUUGUGGAGUCAUUUGAAUGUUUUCUUUCAUCUAACGCUUUACAUUGUCUGCUACAUUAUGACUUUAAUGAAUAAUUUUGAAUCGGUAGCCGGUUAUUUUUUCCAAUCGAAAAUAUCGCGUUUCGGUGAUUUUAUGCAAAUAUUAAGCGGCUUCAUCGGUGUUACAGUGAUUUAUAUAACAGCCAUUAUACCUAAACAUUAUGUGCAGAAUUGCUUGCAAUUCAUACAAGAAAUCGAUCAGUGUUUGCAACGGGUCGGUGUACGCAUUAUGUACAGUAAAAUAUUACGUUACAGUUGCAUCUUUAUAGUGGCGAUGAUUCUUAUCGAUAUUUUAUAUACAACGGCGAGUUUUCAAAUAUUAAAAUCAGCGAAUGAAGAACCGUCUCUCUAUCUGCAUAUAACGUUCAUAUUACAGCAUACGGUGGUAUUGACAGCGAUAGCGAUGUUUUCAUGUUUCACUAAACUAAUAGAAGCCCGCUUUACCAUGUUACACAAGGUCCUUCAAAAUCUUUACCGUCAAUGGGAAACGCGCAGUAUUAAAACGCUUAGCCGUAAACAGAAAUCGCUGCAAUGCUUAGAUUCUUUCUCCACGCAAACCAUUGCGUCGAAGAGUCCUUGCGAAAUAGUGCAGGAAUCUAUGGAAAUUCAUCAGCUUAUAUGCGAAGCGGCCUCAAUGGCUAAUAAAUAUUUCACCUGUCAACUGUUGACGAUAAUAGCGUCAGCAUUUUUGAUAAUUGUAUUUGAUGCCUACUAUGUCUUGGAGACGCUCUUGGGAAAAUCGAGACGUGAAAGCAAAUUUGAGACGAUAGAGUUUGUCACAUUCUUUUCAUGUCAAAUGAUUUUGUACAUAAUUGCCAUCAUAUCCAUAGUGGAGAGCAGCAAUCGUACCAUUAAGAAGAGCGAGAAAACUGGAGGUAUUGUUCACGCCUUGCUAAACAGGGCUAAGACUCUGGACGUCAAAGAGAAAUUACAACAAUUUUCCAUGCAAUUAAUGCAUUUGAAAAUCGAUUUUACCGCAGCUGGUUUAUUCAAAAUUGAUCGUUCGUUAUAUUUUACGAUCAGCGGCGCUUUAACUACUUACUUAACAAUAUUACUACAGUUUACUGGUAACUCGCCACCAGGUCUUUCACAGGAUUGUGCAGUCAAAUCCCCGAUGACUGCGCUCUCUCUCCCAGCAGUUCUUAUAAAUUCUACAUCAAUAUAA